Messenger RNA from Anisakis simplex (herring worm), 234 nucleotides. NCBI's taxonomy places the organism in Eukaryota, Metazoa, Nematoda, Chromadorea, Rhabditida, Anisakidae. The record is from the annotation of a GenBank genome assembly.
GAGCGAGGCACGGGUGCAUUGGUCAUAGCGAGUAUGCUGGACUUUUUGACGUAUGCAGUGUGCGCGCCUUAUAGUGAGACGACCUCGGGCGAUAUUUUCGACACUAUUCUGGAGCAGGUCGCUGCGAGGGGCCGAAGCUUUUAUCAGCUGUUCCAGUCACCUUCGAUGACAAUCGUGAAAGGUUCGUGGGUUUGGAUGAUCUUUUGGGAAUGUUUGAUAAAAUUUUUUGCUUAG